GUAUACAUCAUUUCAUGACUCAUGUCUUUUCUUACUUUUCUUCCGAAACAAAGAUUUCAUUUUGUCACAGGAAUGCUGCUGUAAGACUUUGUUUCAUCACCCCUUGUAUUGCUUUAGCUUUAGAUCCAUAGAUUCUUAUUACGAUCCAACUUAAAUUAACUAGCAUUUCAAUUGCGGGCCUCCUGUUUUCUACUUUAUACCUCUGAAUCUGAUCCCCACAUGUCUCAUCGACUCCAAUUGUAUGAUUUCAUCUGAUGGAAGGACAUAUGUUUGCAGGAGUAGAAUUGUGGAUAGGUUGUUUGUAUUUUUCUUCUUUUUUGUAUGGCUGGCGUACAUAAUUGUAGAUCCAUACAUGGUUACUUGUUUUUGAAGAUGUCAACUUCUCCAAAUCUUUUAAUCGUGCUUAAUGUGUUGCAGACAUCAAUCUGAGCCCAAUGACAUUGGCAAAGAACUAGAACUUCUGUUGUUGGUUUAACAGUUGUACAAAGUGUGUUACAACGAUGAAAGGAGGAGGGGGAGGCUACUUCUAUGAACGGAGAACGAAGCAGCUGUCUCUCUUCUUCAUCGGUGUUGUUCUUACGACCAUUGUUGUUUGGUAUUGGGAGAAAACCCCCCUUCUCACAACCUUACUUCCAUCUCACGGUCAAGUGUUGCAGCUUUUUCCAGCUGGAGAAGUAAAAGUAAAGCAAGUAGACGAUUUAACAGAAGCUGAUGGAGUUGUGAAUUUAGUAUCUCCACCAAGCUCCAGAAACAAACCCCCUUUGGACAUUCGAGGGAAUGGAGUUGUGGAUUCAGUAUCGCCAUUAAGUUCCAUAAAUACACCCUCUUCGGAUAUUCGAGGGGAUAAAUAUUCAAUGACUGCUCAGGAAAAGCACCAUGAAAAUACUACGAGCAGGGUUGGAAAACCUGUUUCGGGUGAAGUAUCUGAAAGACACAAUGACUCAAAACCACCAAAACAGCAGUUAGUAGAACCAAUGACUCCUAAGAAACUAGAUUCAGCUUCGGGAAGAGAAGCUGAUGGCGUGCCGAUGACAAAUGUGGAAAAGCAAGAAAAUACAACAAAUUUUGUUGAAAAUUCUGUUUCUGAAAGAUACAGCGACUCAAAGCCACCACAACAGCAGUUAGUUGAACCAAUGGCUCCUAAGACACAAGAUUCUGCUGUGGAAAGAAAAGGCGUUGGUGUGCCGGUGUCAAAUGUGGAAAAGCAAGCCUGCAACUUUGGUAAAGGGAGAUGGGUCACUGAUGAGAAUCGGCCUCUGUAUUCGGGUUUUGGUUGUAAACAGUGGUUGUCAGGGAUGUGGGCAUGCCGUUUGACACAGCGAACAGAUUUUGCCUAUGAGAAGCUAAAAUGGCAGCCAAAAGAUUGUGAAAUGGAUGAUUUUACAGGGGUUAAAUUCCUUAAAAGAAUGCAGGACAAAACAGUGGCUUUUGUGGGGGAUUCGUUGGGGCGGCAGCAGUUCCAAUCUCUAAUGUGCAUGCUGACAGGUGGGGAGGAGAGGCAUGAUGUUGAAGAUGUUGGUAAGAAAUAUGGUUUGGUGAAAGCUCGUGGAUCAGUUCGGCCGGAUGGUUGGGCUUACCGUUUCCAGAAGACUAACACUACAAUUCUCUAUUAUUGGUCAGCCAGCCUGUGUGACUUGGAGCCACUAGACCCCACCAACCAUACCACCUAUUAUGCAAUGCACCUGGAUCGACCACCGGCUUUUCUGAAACGUUUCUUGAGCAGAUUCCAUGUGCUUGUUCUGAAUACAGGGCAUCACUGGAACAGAGGGAAGAUUAAUGGGAACCGAUGGGUGAUGUAUGUGGGUGGGAAGCGUAACACGAAUAGGAGGAUUGCAGAAAUAGGAGGUGCUAAAAACUUUACAAUAUACAGCAUUGUAAAUUGGGUGAAUGGUGAAUUAAAGAAGCAGGGGGGUUUGAAGGCAUUUUACAGGUCAAUUUCACCCAGGCAUUUCUUCAAUGGAGAUUGGAAUAGUGGAGGUACAUGUGAUAGCACCACCCCUGGAUCAGUGGAAGUUGAACAAGACGAGUCUAGUGAUUCAAUUGCAUCAGGGGCAGUGAAGGGAACAGAUGUGAAGCUGUUGGAUAUAACAGGACUUUCUGAGGUAAGAGAAGAAGGUCAUAUAUCAAGAUACAGUAUCAGAGGGACGCAAGGGAUGCAAGAUUGUUUGCAUUGGUGCUUACCAGGCAUUCCAGACACAUGGAAUGAACUUCUUUUUGCACAAAUCUGAAGAAAUCUUAUGCAUAAAUUAAUUAAGGAAAUGGGAUGUGGGGGUUUGUAGUUUUGUAAACAAAAUAUAUACAUUAUUUACUGAAUGAUGAGUGAUAUACACACAAAUGUGUAACAGUUGCUAUGUAUAAGUUUGGUUUACCAACCAUAUAUUAGCUA
Cynara cardunculus var. scolymus (artichoke) is the source of this 2386-nucleotide messenger RNA. Its product is annotated as protein trichome birefringence-like 14. Bases 501 to 2228 code for a protein of 575 amino acids. The record is from RefSeq and is a predicted model, not a curated record. NCBI's taxonomy places the organism in Eukaryota, Viridiplantae, Streptophyta, Magnoliopsida, Asterales, Asteraceae. Gene Ontology annotation, molecular function: acetyltransferase activity. The transcript has 6 exons. Gene Ontology annotation, biological process: xyloglucan metabolic process; xylan biosynthetic process; plant-type secondary cell wall biogenesis. Gene Ontology annotation, cellular component: Golgi apparatus.